AUGUUGCCCUCAUCGGUGCGGCGCGUGGUUGCUUCGGCGCCGCAGUCCCCUCUCGUCGCCUCCCUCACCACCUCCGCUCCGAGAGCGGCUACGGCCACCAUCACCCUUCAGCAGAGACCCGUCGGUGGCCACCAGAGACGAUGGUCCUCCUCGAGCCCCUCGAACCCGAAUAACAACGGAUCCAAGGACAUUCCUGCCCAGGGCCAGUCCGUCCAUGCCUCGACAUCAUCGAGCUCCAGCAGCAGCGGCAAGGCCAGCGGCGAGAAGCGGAAACGAAAGAGCAAGGACAGCGCCGAUAGGGAGGCUGCGCAGAAGCUGCCCAGCGUGCCCAGCACACAACAUCUUUCCCAAGAAGCUCUCGGCUUGUCAACCUUUUUCUCGCUUCACCGGCCGAUAUCUGUGACCCACAGCAUGCCCAAGUCAGUGACGGAAGAAGCCUUCGCCGCCAUCUUCAAGCCCCGGAGCAGGGCGAACAAGGUCACCGACGUCAUUUCAACACUAUCGCGGACGACCGACGACCUCGAGGGCGCCAUGGCCAAGAUGACCAUCGGCCAUCAGGAGACGGAUGCGUCAGGCGAGCCCGUCCAAAAGAUCGACUUCAAGAACCCCGACGGCACCGAGUCGAGCGUCUACGUCCAGCUCAACUCCAUGGCCGGCCAGUUCGUCCCCUUCCGCCCUCCCCCGGCCCCCGAGGCCAUGGGCGAGACCGCUGACGCCGCGACAUCCCACGCCGCGGCCGCCGAGUCCGCCGUCGAGGACCUCCUCGACGAGACCCCCCACCACCGCGUCUACAAGGCCAUGUUCACCAUCGAGGAGACGACCGACGCCGACGGCCAGGUCCAGGUCCUCGCCCACAGCCCCAAGAUCAUGCAGGACGGCGGCGACGCGCCCCGCUCGUUCCUCGAGCGCAUGGCCCUGCGCCAGAUGAAGUUUGACGAGGCGCAAGGCCACGAUACCAUGCACGCCCUCAGCGUCAAGCGCCAACGCAAGCUCAAGAUGAAGAAGAAGAAGUACAAGAAGUUGAUGAAGCGCACGCGCAACCUGCGCCGCAAGCUGGACAGAAUCUAA
Messenger RNA from Colletotrichum acutatum, 1068 nucleotides. RefSeq lists its product as uncharacterized. The record is from RefSeq and is a predicted model, not a curated record. The transcript is spliced from 2 exons. NCBI's taxonomy places the organism in Eukaryota, Fungi, Ascomycota, Sordariomycetes, Glomerellales, Glomerellaceae. Bases 1 to 1068 code for a protein of 355 amino acids.